AUGGAGGAUCAAGAGCCGCAGAGGGUCGAGAAGUGGAAGACCUCACCCGGCGGCCCGCUCGAGAGACACGUGCAGACCUCCAGCGGGGAAAACGCGCAAACCUCCAGUGGCGAACACGCGGGCGAUGCGGGUAGUGACUUGAGUGACCCAAACGAUGAUGAGACCAACGCCGAGACUGCGGUCGACUUACAGUGUCACGAACCAGUCAUGGGGGAUGCCAAACGCCCUCGUCUGAGGAGGCACGACGUCGCAGACAAGAACAAGAACAAGGAGAAGGAGGUCAAGGAGGAGACUGACCAGGGGGCGGCGGCUGCCGGCGUGGCGGGCGAGACGCCCGAGAAGGCUAUCGAUGCUGCGAACGAUCGCGGUACAUCUGACCCUACGGAGAGGAAGAUGGAAGAGCAGCCGGAGAACGAGCAGAAGGCGUCGUCCACGCAAGAGAAGUUGAGGCAAGCAAUGUCAACCCGCCAGCUCCAGAGCAAGUACGAGGAGAUUUUCGGAGUCCCCACCAAGGUUCACAACAAGGAUUGGAUACUGAACAAGAUACGCGAAAGAGUCGAGCUAGAACUUCCCACUGAACAGCCAACGGUAUCUCCGAGCGCGAAGUCACAGAAGCGCGCCCAGGCCACCACUGGAUUCGGAAGUGGUGCGGCGAUUGGAAAGGCAAAGGAGGGCGGUGGGACAAAAAAGGGCGGGGCUCCUGUGGAGGUUCCCGUGGGCCAGAUACGAUGCAGCAGAAACGAUGGUAAAAACUGGCGCUGCUCAGAGAUGGCGGUUCCUGGUCACAAACAUUGUCCAAAGCACAUGAGAUGGUCCGCUGGGAGUCGGAGUGCAGCAGCCUCGAAGCAGCAGGGAGCAAAUGGUGGAGUAAAGAGGCCUCGAUGGAUGCCAGAUCCAGGCGCGAAGGACGUGCACAGUGGCGGUAUGCCGUUUGGCGCUCAAAACCCAUUUUUGGCAUCACCCCUUCUGUCAGCGGCCGCAUCCGCUUUAGACGAGCUUCAUCAUAAAGAGAAUAUGAUGCGUGCGCUCGGUGGGAUGAUGCCUGCGGCUUUUGGUUUUGGCAGAUGGCCGGCUUCUGUGCCGGCAGCAUCAGCACCUGGCUCGGGAACGGUCCGACCGACGCCGUCAAAGGCACCGUUCUCAUUUGAAAAUUUACAUACUUCCGCCACAGCAGCAGCAACGCAGUCUGCGAUGGGCGCAUCUGCUGCUGCAUCUGCUGCUGCUGCAGUUGCUGCGAUGGCUGCCGCUAGUGCUGGCAUGGCUGGAUCGCUGCCACCAAGCGUGAGCUGCACUGUUGAGCUCGCAACGUUUCCAGCAGCGGGAGAUACAACAGGACAGGGUGAAACUGGACCAACCAUCCAUCGGACGCUAUCUCUAGCUGCGCUUUCCUCGUUUGAUGCUUUGCACUGCACAUUGGCUGGUAUAGCAGGAGCCCCUCCACCUACUGGCGGUCGCUACGAUCCUUCGACACUUCAAGUUGCGUACACCGACGAGCACGGUGUGCCAAGAGUUCUCGGUGGAGAGACUUGGCCGAUAUUCAUGGCAAGCGCUCGCACGGUUCACGCCAGAAUAUUGGUGACGAAAGAGACAUUGGCAGCAGCUUCACCUUCUGCGGUUCAACCGGUGCCCGCGGCUCCUCCUCAGCUUCCUCCGGGCGCAAUGUUCAAUCCGUUUAUGAUGGCGAUGAUGUCUGGAGGCAACCCUGGGGGAGUUCCCGCGCCUCCUGCCGCGCCAUCUAUUGACCCGAACGCGAUGUAUAUGGCGAUGAUGAUGUAUGCAGCCGCGGGCGGAGGCAUGCCCGGUGCGACAGCAACUCCCUCCGAGAGGCAGGACUCUCCGAGGAAGUAAGUGUUGCGAAGGUCGCACCUUCGAGGAUAGCAAAUUUAGACUUGAAAUUCAAUCACUACACUUGAUUCU
Messenger RNA from Micromonas commoda, 1917 nucleotides. Its product is annotated as grf-like transcription factor. Bases 1 to 1848 code for a protein of 615 amino acids. The transcript has a single exon. NCBI's taxonomy places the organism in Eukaryota, Viridiplantae, Chlorophyta, Mamiellophyceae, Mamiellales, Mamiellaceae. The record is from RefSeq and is a predicted model, not a curated record.